Molecule: messenger RNA, 2455 nt
Organism: Diorhabda sublineata
Lineage: Eukaryota; Metazoa; Arthropoda; Insecta; Coleoptera; Chrysomelidae
Product: exonuclease 1
Exons: 6
Coding region: 338-2083 (581 amino acids)
Biological process (GO): mismatch repair; DNA recombination
Cellular component (GO): nucleus
Molecular function (GO): 5'-flap endonuclease activity; DNA binding; 5'-3' DNA exonuclease activity
Source: RefSeq, a predicted model, not a curated record
ACACAGAACAUUAAAACUUCGUUGUCAAUAAAAUUUUAUUGCUAAUUUUUUCUAAAUAAUUAAAUUGUUGAAUUUCCACAUAAAAAUCACUACAUUUCACAAUGAUUAAUAAUACUCAGAACUUUCAAUAGAGUUUAUUGUUUCAAUAUCGAAAACUCCAUUUGAACUUGUGGACGUCUAAAAUAAAACUUCGAGCAGCACUGCAACUAUAAAUUUUUAAAAAUCGAAACGUCUAAUUCUUAGCGCCAAAUAUUAAUAACCUAACUUUCUAUUUCAUAAUUCUGAAAUAUUUUGAUGAUUGAAUUAUCAUUGUUAGUAAUGAAGAAGAUUGACUAAAAUGGGUGUUCAGGGUUUGUUACCUUUCCUCGAAAAAGCUACAAAACCAUGUCACAUAUCUGAAUUUAGAGGACAUGUAGUAGCUAUCGAUACCUAUUGUUGGCUCCAUAAAGGGGCCAACUCGUGUGCAUUCGAAUUAGCAAGUGGAAAUAAUACUAACUUAUUAGUGCAAUAUUGCUUGAGGUAUAUAAAACUUUUGCAGUCCUUCGAUAUUAAACCAAUACUCGUAUUUGAUGGCAAGAAUCUCCCCGCAAAAGCAGAAACUGAAUCUAAAAGACGUGAAUCUCGGAAUAGAGCUAAACAAAGAGCUAGCGAGCUACUUAAACUGGGUAAAACAGAGGAGGCUCGAAAUUAUUUAAGACAGUGUGUCAAUAUAACUCCAGAAAUGGCAGUAGAUGUUAUAAAAGAGUGUCAAAAAUUACAGAUUGAUUGCAUUGUAGCUCCAUAUGAAUCAGAUGCUCAAUUAACGUUUUUAAAUAGAAAAGGGAUAGCGGAUAUAAUAAUUACUGAAGAUUCCGACUUGCUGUUAUUUGGAUGUACAAGAGUUAUGUAUAAAUUAGAUUUAAGGGGAUGUGGAUAUAUUGUAGAAGCAGAUAAAAUACCUUCUACAUUGAAGUUAAGACCAGAUAAAUAUACAUUUGAAAAGUUUUUGCACAUGUGUAUUUUGUCAGGAUGCGAUUAUGUUAAUUCUUUACAAGGUAUAGGUCUCAAAAAGGCUGAAAAAUUUAUUGUACUUACUGAAGAACAAAACCCUCUUUUAUUUUUAGACAAAGUCCCGAGAUAUCUCAAUAUGCGCCAUUUGCAAAUAACUAAUAAAUACAAAGAAGAUUUUAUGUUAGCCGAUGCAACAUUCAAACAUCAAAUAGUGUUUGAUCCAUUUAAGAGACAAUUAGUGCCUUUAACAGAUUGGAAAGUGUUUAACACAAAACCAGAAUAUUGUAGAAAUGCAGGAGAAAUUUUUGAUAAUGAAAUUGCCUAUCAGGUUGCUCUUGGUAACCUUCAUCCAACAAACCAUAAAAAAUUGAAUGACUGGUCACCCACGAAAAAUAAAUUAGCACUGAACAGCAUCUGGUCUGGAUCACCUAGAAGAAGUGUACCAAGGAAAAUCCAACAAACACUGCUUGUCAAAAACACAAAACAAGACAAGGAAAUAAAUGAAAACUAUGAUAAGCUAGAAAUUGAAGCAGACAAGAAAAUAGAACAAGAACUAUCAAGUUAUUUCAUGAAAUUAGAAAGCAAUACAAAAAUAUCAGAUUCUGAAGAAGAACCAAUUGAAGAAAAGGAAGAUGAAGUUUCACCAGUAUUAAAAAAGAAUCCAUUCUUAAAGAAAUUGAGUAAAUUCCAAAUGACUCGAUCAAAAUCUAAUAUAAUAGUUAAAAGUAGAUAUUUUUGUUCUCAAUCUGAAAUUGAGAUGAUAGAAGCUAAAGGAGGAACAGAAAAAAUUGAUGACGAAAUUAUUGAAGUUGAUAAUAUUUGUGCAGAAAGUAAACCAGUUGAUUUUUCAGAAUCUCCAAUACAGGCUCUAUCAGAUUUCGAAUUGAGUGAAAAUUUUACUGAAAAGCAUACAGAUUUAGAUACUAUAGAAGUGGAAGAUAUCUCUAGGUCACAACCAUGUAGUUCAGGGGCACUUGUUGAUUCCAGUAACACGAAAAGGAAAAGACCUGGUACAUGCAAAUCAUUAGGCUUGAAAAGAACAAAAUCAGAGGGCCAACCUACGCUUCAUAAUUUUUUCAGAAAAUUACAGUGAAUAUAUGAUUUAUACUACACUAAUUGAAGACUGUAUAAUUGAGAUACAUUUUAAACCAUACUCAUAGGAUCCCAUUUUUGGAUCAAACUCUUCCAUAGUUGUGUUCAUUGGGUUCAAGUAAAGAUUCAUUAAUUAAUAUAUCAAAACAGAGGACAUUUUUAUAGUAAUCUACAAACCGAAAUUCACAAAAACUGGACAUGUAAAAAAUCCAAACGCGUUGAUAUUCCUUCUUCAAAAGUCUGAUACAGUUUUGAUGAAUGAGAUUCCUGUUAUGCAAAAUAUUACCAUGUAUUGUUUCUUAAACACUCCUUAACCAUGACAUCAUAUUAAUUUGUACGUAGUUUACCAAAUAAUAAACUAUUUUAUUAGUAA